GUGGAAGACUGACAGGGCGGGGCAUGAGUUUGGAGGCCUGAGACUCACUGCGAUGGCCAGGAUUUGGGUGCAAGAGGCUGGAGGUGUGGCUCAGGGUUUUGGAAGGCAGGGGACGGAAAAAAAGCCAAAGAGAAAGUGCGUAAGGACUUGGGGAAAUAAACUGAGGCCGGUUUGGGCUAUGCUGAGUCUGGAGGCCUUGGGGAUGCCCGUUGCUGGCUGGACAGUCAGGGUGGGGCCCCUAAAGGGUGCCUGGGCUGGACAACAAUAGUUCACAUGUACCCAGCUCUUGCUCUAUGUCAAGUCUUCUUCCUGAGAACAUUCCCGAGCACCCUGGAGAGCCUCCCCCGCACCCCUACUGUCCAGUUCCCACUUCCCGACUGCGGUCUGGGCAAAGCCACCCGCACUUGAGCCCAUCCCACGGCGUCCCGGAGCUUUAGGAAGUCCCCAUCCCGGACUUUCAACCCUGCCAGGGACUGAGGGAAAUCCCAGAGCCUGGGCUCCGGGACGAAGGUCCCAGGACAGGGUCGGGGAUGUAGUUGCAGAAACAGGGUAGGGGACAAAGGCCGGGGCUGCACUGAUCAGGCGCGCAACGAGCCCGGCCCUGCCUCCUGCUCCGCCCAAGGGUAUGGAGGGCCGGACUCGGCUGGCCUUAUACCCGGAGCUGAUUGGCUGGUGAGUCCAGUCCCUGCCUCUGAUGGUUUGCGCUCAGAACUAAGGGUUUCUACUGAUUGGUUUACAUGGACGUCUGCCCAUUGGUCAAAUCCGAGUUGGUGUAAUCAGAUAGUUGACACGGAUUGGUUGGUGCGGGAAUCCAGUAGCUUGCUAUCGAUUGGUUGAGGGUGAAAUAAAUGGGGCUCUUAUCAUUGGCUGGCGGGCUCCGCAACGGUCCAAUCAUGGAAUCAGUCGAGGGCCGCCCGGGAGGGUGGGAGUUAAUUCUUUAGCGACUGAGGCCUGCUUGGGCUCUUUGGCUCCACCUGUGUCUGCGCGAGGCCGUUCCCUAUUGGAGUCCGCAUUGUUCCCCUGGACCUGAGUUUCUCCCCUGGUCCCAAAGGCCGAGGCCUCUGAGUUCCUCAAGUGCGAUGACCGCAGGUCUCAGCUUCUCCUCUCCUUGCAGCAGGCUGAGCCACUCGCGCACCCGCCCCAGGCUUCCACCUUGCAACCUCUAUCCCUGGACAGCGAGGCCUCAGUUUCCCCAUUCGCACCAAUGAGCUCCCUGUCACCACCCCGUCACGCCUCAGUUUCCCGAAUGUUCCCAGAGGGCUGAGUUCCCGAUCUCUCUCCCGCGUGGGCAUCCCCGAGGCCUCAGUUUCUCCGCCCACCCCAGCGCGCCGAGCCCUUCCCCCGACCCCGGCGACGGCCAAUGGUUGGGGCGCCCCUCCCCUCCCCGGGGCGGGGCCGCGUCACGUGCCGGGAAGCCGGAGUCUAGGGCUCCGGGCGCGGGGAGGCGCGGCCAUGGCAGCUCCGGAGCCGCUGUCCCCGGCGGGCGGUGCGGGCGAGGAGGCGCCGGAGGAGGACGAGGACGAAGCGGAGGCCGAGGACCCUGAGCGGCCGAAUGCGGGAGCGGGCGGUGGACGCAGUGGCGGCGGCGGCAGUAGCGUCAGCGGAGGAGGCGGCGGCUGCGGGGCCGGGGCGGGGGCCUGCGGCGGGCCCGGGGGCGCGCUCACCAGGCGCGCGGUCACGCUGCGGGUGCUCCUCAAAGACGCGCUGCUGGAGCCUGGCGCCGGGGUGCUGUCCAUCUACUACCUGGGGAAGAAGUUCCUGGGCGACCUGCAGCCAGACGGAAGGAUCAUGUGGCAGGAGACUGGGCAGACCUUCAACUCACCCAGCGCCUGGGCCACCCACUGCAAGAAGCUGGUGAACCCUGCCAAGAAGUCGGGCUGUGGCUGGGCCUCUGUCAAGUACAAAGGCCAGAAACUGGACAAGUACAAGGCCACGUGGCUCCGGCUGCACCAGCUGCACACGCCUGCCACGGCUGCUGAUGAGAGCCCAGCCAGUGAAGGGGAGGAGGAGGAGUUGCUGAUGGAAGAGGAGGAGGAGGACGUUCUGGCGGGGGUCUCAGCAGAGGACAAGAGUCGGAGAGCACUGGGGAAGAGCCCUUCAGAGCCUGCCCACCCGGAGGCCACAACCCCAGGGAAGCGGGUGGACAGCAAGAUCCGGGUUCCGGUCCGCUACUGCAUGCUGGGCAGCCGCGACUUGGCCAGGAACCCCCACACCCUCGUGGAAGUAACAUCCUUUGCAGCCAUCAACAAGUUCCAGCCGUUCAACGUGGCUGUUUCCAGCAACGUGCUGUUCCUGCUGAUCUACCAGAGCCUGUUCCUGCGGGGCCUGUCCCUGGUGGGCUGGUACCACAGCCACCCGCACAGCCCGGCGCUGCCAUCUCUGCAGGACAUCGACGCACAGAUGGACUACCAGCUGCGGCUGCAGGGCUCCAGCAAUGGCUUCCAGCCCUGCCUCGCCCUGCUCUGCUCCCCUUACUAUUCUGGCAACCCAGGCCCCGAGUCCAAGAUCUCGCCUUUCUGGGUGAUGCCUCCUCCCGAGCAAAGGCCCAGUGACUAUGGCAUCCCCAUGGAUGUGGAGAUGGCCUACGUCCAGGACAGCUUCCUGACCAAUGACAUCCUUCACGAGAUGAUGCUGCUGGUGGAGUUCUACAAGGGUUCCCCUGACCUCGUGAGGCUCCAGGAACCCUGGAGCCAGGAGCACACCUACCUCGACAAGCUUAAGAUCUCCUUGGCCAGCAGGACGCCCAAGGACCAGAGCCUGUGUCACGUCCUGGAACAGGUGUGCGGCGUCCUCAAGCAGGGGAGCUGAGCCUUCCAGGGCAGGGUGGGCUCCAGUUGUCUUGAGGGUCCGGAUGGGCUCAGGUAAUAAAGAAACGGAAGCAGCAGCCA
This is a messenger RNA of Pan troglodytes (chimpanzee), 2888 nucleotides long. RefSeq names its product MPN domain containing (gene MPND). Gene Ontology annotation, molecular function: metallopeptidase activity; protein binding. Lineage: Eukaryota; Metazoa; Chordata; Mammalia; Primates; Hominidae. The transcript has 11 exons. The coding region runs from base 1453 to 2808 and encodes 451 amino acids. The record is from RefSeq and is a predicted model, not a curated record.